Molecule: messenger RNA, 821 nt
Organism: Apodemus sylvaticus (European woodmouse)
Lineage: Eukaryota; Metazoa; Chordata; Mammalia; Rodentia; Muridae
Gene: Tnni1
Product: troponin I1, slow skeletal type
Exons: 6
Coding region: 1-666 (221 amino acids)
Biological process (GO): muscle contraction
Cellular component (GO): troponin complex
Source: RefSeq, a predicted model, not a curated record
AUGUCGCUGGGCAACCAGCAGAAGUUCUCCCCUCGGCCUUCUUCAAAGCUCCUGCAUCCCCGGGGGCUCCAUUCUGCCUCCUGCAAAGCUGGUGUCAUGCAAACGCAUAUCUGGAAGAGGAAAUCCAAGAUCACUGCCUCCCGUAAACUCAUGCUGAAGAGCCUGAUGCUAGCCAAGGCCAAGGAGUGCUGGGAGCAGGAGCACGAGGAGCGAGAGGCCGAGAAGGUGCGCUACCUCUCGGAGCGCAUCCCCACGCUGCAGACCCGCGGUCUGUCCCUCAGUGCCCUUCAGGACUUGUGCCGAGAGCUCCACGCCAAGGUGGAGGUGGUGGAUGAGGAGCGAUAUGAUAUCGAAGCCAAAUGCCUCCACAACACGAGAGAGAUCAAGGACCUGAAGCUGAAGGUGCUAGACCUCCGUGGGAAGUUCAAGCGUCCUCCCCUGCGCCGGGUCCGUGUCUCAGCCGAUGCCAUGCUCCGAGCCCUGUUGGGUUCUAAGCACAAGGUGUCUAUGGAUCUGCGGGCCAACCUCAAGUCUGUGAAGAAAGAAGACACAGAAAAGGAACGGCCUGUGGAGGUGGGAGACUGGAGGAAGAACGUGGAGGCCAUGUCUGGUAUGGAAGGCCGCAAGAAGAUGUUCGACGCUGCCAAGUCCCCAACCUCCCAGUAGAGGUGCUUAGAGCAUUCCUUGGGCCCCUCAGAGUCCCCAGGGCACUCAGGAGAAUGCUUAGGAGUCAGCUCUCUUGGGUUCAAGCCUACAUCAGUACCUUCAGACACUAGGCACAACAUGUCUAGGUCAGAUCUUUUUUGUCCCCUUAUCAAUAA